Messenger RNA from Cololabis saira (Pacific saury), 1933 nucleotides. RefSeq names its product inactive phospholipid phosphatase 7. Gene Ontology annotation, molecular function: sphingosine-1-phosphate phosphatase activity. Lineage: Eukaryota; Metazoa; Chordata; Actinopteri; Beloniformes; Belonidae. The record is from RefSeq and is a predicted model, not a curated record. Gene Ontology annotation, cellular component: nuclear envelope.
CAGCAGGACGCACGGCGCAGGCGCCCACCCAGCGUGCGUAAACGACGUCAAAUCCGUACGGAAGCGCAAAAGCGCCGCACAGGCGGCGUUGCUUUGUCCUCCUUGUUGAUUGUUUUUUUUUAUUAUUAUUUAUUUCAUUCACCUUCUCGGGUUUUUCUGCAAGUACAAUCAUUCUCCUCUCCUCGCAGAGAAGACCGGAGAUGCUGCGCGCAUCCUCAUCAUCUUCCCCAGGAUCGUCUUUCACAUGGUUGGCUGGAAGCAGAUGUCACUCAAUUCACAAACUGCCUGCAUGGACGUGGCAGAUUUCGGAGCCUCUAAAUAUAUCUAAUAAGGGCACAGGAGGGGGGGGGGUUAUUCUGGGAUGCUGUUGUGGUGAAGUCGAACCACGAGUGAUUGUGAGCUGAAAGAAGAGCCUGCCUGUUUCCAAACAUGUCCUCCACUUACAACGUGAGAUCCAGGGCUCGGGAGAGGAACAGCGUCCUCAGCAGACCCGAGUUCAUGUCCCUGAGCGCGCAGCCGCUCCGCGGCGGCGGCGGCGGCGGCGGCCCCGGCCCCGGCCCCGGCCCCUCGGAGAGCCGCCGCGCGUCCAGGCGACCCCCGCAGCCAGGGGCGUCAAUUGGGUAUGGCAAGCUCAAGCACCAGGCGAGCCAGCAGAGCGAAGAGCCCGCCCGAACCACUGGGAGCAAGGACAGGAGGGAGUCCACCAAGAUGCCCGAGGAAGACUGCAUGCAGCUGAACCCUUCCUUCAAGGGAAUAGCCAAGAACGCCCUCCUGGCCAUCGACAUCUGCCUGUCCAAGAGGCUGGGGGUGUGCGCCUACACGUCCUCUUCCUGGGGGGGCUGCCGCUCCAUGGUGGCCCUGUUUGCGCUCACGGGGCACGGCAUCACGUGGAUUAUUGGCACUAUACUGUGCCUCACACGGAGUAACACGCUGGCAGGGCAGGAGGUCCUAGUCAACCUGCUGCUCGCCCUCAUUCUUGACGUCAUGACGGUGGCCGGAGUCCAGAGACUGGUGAAGCGAAGAGGACCUUGGGAGAUGACGCCAGGCUUCAUGGACUGCGUCGCCAUGGACAUGUAUUCAUUCCCCGGCGCCCACGCCAGCCGGGCCGCCAUGGUGUCCAAAUUCCUGCUGUCUCACCUGGUCCUGGCGGUGCCGCUCCGCAUCCUGCUGGUGCUGUGGGCUUUCCUGGUGGGCAUGUCCCGGGUGCUCCUGGGAAAACACCACCUAACGGAUAUGAUCUGUGGCUUUGCGCUGGGCCUGCUCCACUUCUCCCUGAUGGAGACGGUGUGGCUCUCGUCCAACACCUGUCAGACUCUCAUUUCCAUAAGCACGCUCAGCUGGAGCCCCUUUUCCUGAGCUUUUUGAUACGCUAACCUUGCAAUGUAAAGGACUUUGGUAAGUCUUUUUAAGUUCUGUUUGCAAGAGUUCAAAGUUUUUUCUACUGCAGGCUGCGGAGCAAAGAAACCCAAAUGUUUGGAUGCAGCUGCUGACUUGCAUGCAAGUACGCAUGACAGGCAGGUCCCAGGACCCGUAUACGGUGGCCGAGACCCGCCAUUGCUGAAAAUAAAAGUAACGCUGCAAACAGAAACAAACGCCGCUGCAAGUAAAAUAAACGCUUUGCAAAUAAAAUAAACGCUUUGCAAAUAAAAUAAACGCUUUGCAAAUAAAAUAAACGCUGCAAACAAAAAGAAACGCCGCUGUAAAAAAAAGAAACGCUGCAAAUAAAAUAAAAAAACGACGCAAAUAAAAAAGCCACAAUGGAAGUGAAUUACCGGGGACUAUUUUUGCUGAUGCACCGGUGUUGCACAUUAAAAAUUACACGUAGCAACGUUGAACACUAACCUUUUCACUUAUUUUCUCGUUUGUUGUUCUUCUUAUUCCUCGCUCUUCUUAUUUCUUCCUUUUCACUUACGUCUUUGUCUUCUUCUCCUCU